AGUGGACGGUGUUACUCAUUGGGUGAGCUUGGUCUUCAUCGGAAAACUCCCCACUGAGUAACUAUUGCGAGACCGCCCAUAUUUUACUUGCACGACCUCCCCUGGCUAAUUUCUAGUUAAAAAUCCGCAGGACCACUGUUUACUCAGAAGUCGAUGGUGUUCAGUGCCAAACUCUUUGGACUGGCAGGCCAAGCGCAUUGGUUCAAGUCCCUCCAAGCUUCACGUGGAGGCGUUUCCCCGUUGGAAUACUAACGAAGGAGAGAGAGAGGAAGGAUUGAGACUGACAAGAGCAGCGACUGAGACAGUAUGGUGAAGAUCGGAGUGAUCGCCAGGAAGGUUUGGAGCCUUCGCAAAGCCAUCAUAGUCUGCUUCACCCCACUGUUACUUUCUCCCAUAUUGCUGUUCAUGCCUCCAAAGGUCUAAGCAGGACAUAAUAUCUCUGAGCCAUUGAGCAUGAGCGGGUGGGGCAGCAUCUUUCCACCUAAGAAGGACUGCGCGUCUGGCCAAAAGAGAGGAGGGACGAUGUCUCUUUGUGAUUCUCCUGAUGGCUACGUACUGGUGCACAGAGGCUCUACCAAUCCCAGUGACGUCCUUGCUGCCCAUCAGUCUCUUUCCUCUCCUGGAGGUCUUGCCGUCCAGUACGGUUUGUCCUCAGUACUUCCUUGAUACCAACGCCCUCUUCAUGAGUGGCCUAAUCAUGGCGUUGGCCGUAGAAGAGUGGAACUUGCACCGGCGAAUAGCAUUAUCUGUCCUCCUCAUUGUGGGGUCAUCUCCGGCAAGGCUAAUCCUGGGCAUGAUGAUCACCACAGGUUUACUGUCAAUGUGGCUCAGCAACACUGCCACUACUGCCCUGAUGAUGCCAAUAGCCAGGGCAGUACUCCAAAGCUUAUUCUGCAGCAUGCAAGCUACCUGUGAGUCUGCGAAGCUGGACAAUUGUGAAGAAGACUCGCACUGUAAAGAUAAUACUUCAAAGGAACCACCGCCCAAUGAGGGGAUCCAUUUGUCUUCUAAUGACAGCAACGCCCCGGAGAAACGUGACAUUAACGCCACGUUUACAUUGAUGCAACAGAAGGCAGAAGAAGAACAGAAGAACCUGUGGAAAGGUUUCCUUAUCUGCAUCCCUUACGCUGCGAGCAUCGGAGGAACUGCCACGCUCACCGGGACCACACCAAACCUGAUUCUGGUCGGGCAGCUGAAAGUUUACUUCCCUGGCAAUGACAUGGUGAAUUUUUCCUCCUGGUUUAUGUUUUCCUUCCCUCUCGCCAUCAUCUUUCUGAUCAUCGGCUGGCUCUGGAUCGCUUUCCUGUAUGGAGGAUUCGGUAGAAGGUCAUGUGGCAAGAAGUCAAGCGAUAGUGAGGCCGAAGCCAGGGUGACGGAUGUGAUAAAGAGCGAGUACAAUAAACUGGGACCAAUCACGUUUGCAGAGAGGGCAGUUUCAGUUUUCUUCUUCUUAUUCGCGGCUAUGCUUUUCUCAAGAGAUCCAAGGUUCAUUCCCGGAUGGGCCAUUUUGUUCAGAAAGGGCUAUAUAACUGACGCGGUGACUGGAAUGACGUUCGUUAUUGUACUAUGCUUCUUCCCAUCCCAAAAGCCUUCGCUGAAGUGGUGGUUCAAUCCAAAAGCCUCAGGGAAAACAAAUCCCCCCCUGCUAAGCUGGUCGAAAAUCCAAAGUAACUUGCCCUGGAAUGUGAUCCUGUUGCUUGGCGGAGGUUACGCCAUUGCCAAAGGCUGUGAGGCCUCCGGACUGUCCGUCUGGCUCAGUAACCAGCUUCACCCCCUUGUGAACGUCAAGCCAAGCAUCGCUCUCCUACUCAUCUCUCUGCUAGUGACGUGCUUCACUGAAUUUGCCAGCAACACUGCCACCAUUAUAAUACUGCUACCUGUUUUAAUUAAGCUGUCUCUCCGGAUGAGGGUGAAUCCUCUGUACCUCAUGCUCCCCGCAACUGUUGUGUGCUCCUACGCUUUCAUGUUGCCGAUAUCAACGCCUCCAAAUUCCAUUGCGUUUGCCACAGGCCAUCUAAAGGUCAAGGAUAUGGUAAGGUCCGGGUUUGUCAUGAACAUCUUGGGGAUUCUCCUGCUUAUGCUAGCUGUGAACACGUGGGGUUACUACAUGUUUGAUUUGUCCACUUAUCCCAAGUGGGCAGAGCCUAUGCAAAACCUCACUCACACCUCCUUGAAUGGCACUAUGUAAUACAUGACUCCACAGAUUGCUAACCUUGCGAGAAGCAAUGCAGCACUGUCAACACUUGAGGUUGUGAAGCAACUCUCUCAAGGUUAGAUUGGCCCCGACUGUACAAAAUGACCUGAAGAAUUUACAGAUCUUACACAUAUUUUAAUGAAUAUGAACUAAUGAUUUUUAUAUUGAAUGUAAAAUGAUAAUUGUAAAAAGUUAUUUUCAGAGGAAUAGUUAUUAAUAAUCGUUAUUAAAAUGUACUGAAGAUGGAGAAUGGAGAAACCUCAUGUUUAAAAGUGUUGAAUUCAAAAGUCAAGAGGUUAUGUUGCAACUUUAUAAAACUCUGGUUGGGCCACAUCUGGAGUAUUGCAUACAGUUCUGGUCGCCUCACUAUAGGAAGUCUGUUGAGGGUGCAGAAAAGGUUUACCAGGAUUCUGCCUAGUUUAGAGUGAACGUGCUGUCAUGAGAGGCUGGGUAAACCUGGGUUGUUUUCUCUGGAGCGCCAGUGGCUGAGGGGAGAUCUGAUGGAGGUUUGUAAAAUUAUGAAAGGCGUAGAAUGAGUAAGUCAAGUCAAGUCAAAUUUAUUUAUAUAGCACAUUUAAAAACAGCCCACGUUGACCAAAGUGCUGUACAGAUCAGAGCAGAUAGCUAAAAUCAGAAAUACAAGAAACACAGACAUAACCAACAAGGCAAACAGCUCAUAGGCACAAAAGAAACAACACAAGGGCCUAGGCAGAAGCCAAAAAUCAGCCAUUUCAGGAGGAUUCAAACGCUAGUGAAUGAAAGUAAGUUUUGAGCCUGGAUUUAAGAGUCAAUGGAGGGGGCAGAUCUGACAGGGAGGGGAAUACUGUUCCACAGUCUAGGGGCUACAAUAGCAAAGGUGUGGUCACCCCUGAACUUAAGUUUAGAUCGCGGGACAGUCAGGAGCCCCAAGUCAGCCAACCUGAGGGACCUGGAAAUAGAAUAAGGAGUUUGAAGGUCUGUGAUAUAAUGGGGGGGGGGGGGCAGCCUAUUUAGGGCUUUAUAAACAAACAGGAGAAUCUUAAAAUCAAUACUGAGCCAUACUGGCAGCCAGUGGAGGCCAGGCUAGGAGUAAUAUGGUCCCUCGUCGGUACCUGUCAGGAGCCUGGCUGCGGCGUUCUGGACCAGUUGCAGACGGGACAGGGACGACUGACUAAUCCCAGUAUACAGGGAGUUGGAAUAGUCCAAGCGGGAGGAUGUAAGGACAUGGAUGACUUUCUCGAGAUUUUGAAAGAGAGAAACUGCUUGAUUUUAGCAAUAGUACGAAUCUAGAAAAAACUGGCUUUUACUACUGCAUUAACUUGCUUGUCAAACUUAAAGGUGGAAUCAAAUAUCACACCAAGGGAUUUAGCAUGGGGUUUGACAAGGGGGGACAGGUUACCAAGACUGUUGGUAAUCACUUUGAUGGAGUCAGGGGGGCCAAACAGGACAACUUCAGACUUGCCUUCAUUCAGCUGUAGGAUGUUCUGUGCCAUCCAACACUUUAUGUCCUCAAGGCUGUUCAUGAAGCUGACUAGAUUUGACUGGUUGUUUGGUUUCAGGGAGAGAUAAAGGUCGACAGUGGAAAGAAAUGUCAUAUUUUUGAAUGAUUUGGCCGAGGAGAAGCAUAUAUAUAUAGAGAAAAGAAUGGGACCUAGGGUAGAACCUUUUUGGACCCCACAGGAGAGUCUAGCUGGGGGAGAAGAAAAUUUGCCUAUGUUGACGGAGAAGCUUCUAUUUUUGAGGUAGGUUCUAAACCAGUUCAAGGCAGUGCCAUCAACACCAACGCCAUAUUGGAGAUGGUCUGUUAAACUGGCGUGAUCCACAGUAUCGAACGCUACACUGAGGUCAGGAAGAAUUGGAAUGGCUGAGUCACCUGAGUCGAUAGAGAGGAGCAGGUCACUCUACACUUUCAGCAGGGCAGACUCCGUGCUAUGACAAGCCUUAAAACCUGACUGAGAUCUUUCCAAGAUGUUGUUUUGGUGUAAAUAGGGCAGCAAUUGACUGAGAAUAACCUUUUUGAGAACCUUUGAUAUGAAUGGAAGUUUAGAAAAAGGCCUGUAGUUACUAGGUAAGGUAGGAUCUAAGUUGGGUUUUUUCAGCAAGGGCUGGACCACAGCAGGUUGGAACGGUCCCAGUGGCCAGGGAGCUGUUAAUAAUAGAGAGGUGUGCAGGUGUACCUAAUAAGGUGGCCACUGAGUGUGGUUUGAGAAUGGCUAAUAAACUACACAAGAACAAAGUCCACUUUGUCACAGUUCAAGAUGGAGACCCCCAAAUUAGCCACACAUACAGAUGAAUGUAAAAAUGAAGUGUAUUAAAUCAGUCCACAAUGAAACCAGAAAUAUGAAAUGUUCAUGCUUUAUAACUGGCAUUUCUCCUUUCGCCAAACCUCAGGCAAUUAAAACAUUUCGUGCUGAGAUGCCUUUGUUAAUUUUCUGUUGAAGAAGUUGGUGUGCCAGAGGUGUUCUAAAUGUCAUCACUUCACUAACAGUCACCGCCUUAGUCGACAUGCCAAAUUCUUUAAUGACCCGCAAACUAAUAAUUGCAUGAGGUUAAAUUUGAUCAACGCACACCAAGUGCUGGAGGAACUCAGCAGAUCAGCUAGCAUCUCUGGAGAGGAUUAAAUCUGACAGUCAGUCUCUGAAGUAACUCCCCCCUCUCUCUUUCUCUCUCUCCCCCCUCUCUCCCCCCCUCUCUCCCCCCCUCUCUCCCCCUCUCUCUCCCCCUCUCUCUCCCCCUCUCUCUCCCCCUCUCUCUCCCCCCUCUCUCUCCCCCCCUCUCUCCCCCUCUCUCUCUCCCCCCUAUCUCCCUCCUCUCCCUAGACUAGAGGGCCUGUUUUCUCUGUUGAAUGAUCCCACAAUACAACUACGUCUACAGGAUUUUGAUCUCUCACUCAAUAAGGUUAGCAUUGACUUCUUUUUACAACCCAAUCUAUGAUAUUAACUGGGUUUCUCUCUCCAUAGAUACAUUUUCAUUUUCUUUCAUAUUCCAGUUAUGAAUUAGAAUCAGGUUUAAUAUCAUCAGCAUAUGUCAUGAAAUUUGUUAACUUUAUGUCAGCAGUGCAAUGAAAUACAUAAUAAAUAAAUAUAGAGAAAAUAUUGAGUUACA
Molecule: messenger RNA, 5278 nt
Organism: Hypanus sabinus (Atlantic stingray)
Lineage: Eukaryota; Metazoa; Chordata; Chondrichthyes; Myliobatiformes; Dasyatidae
Gene: slc13a3
Product: solute carrier family 13 member 3
Exons: 14
Coding region: 545-2188 (547 amino acids)
Biological process (GO): citrate transport; monoatomic anion transmembrane transport
Cellular component (GO): membrane
Molecular function (GO): citrate transmembrane transporter activity; succinate transmembrane transporter activity; sodium:dicarboxylate symporter activity
Source: RefSeq, a predicted model, not a curated record